Purpureocillium takamizusanense is the source of this 1164-nucleotide messenger RNA. Its product is annotated as DNA-directed DNA polymerase. Gene Ontology annotation, cellular component: nucleus. The transcript has 2 exons. Gene Ontology annotation, molecular function: DNA-directed DNA polymerase activity; DNA binding. Gene Ontology annotation, biological process: double-strand break repair via nonhomologous end joining. The record is from RefSeq and is a predicted model, not a curated record. NCBI's taxonomy places the organism in Eukaryota, Fungi, Ascomycota, Sordariomycetes, Hypocreales, Ophiocordycipitaceae. Bases 1 to 1164 code for a protein of 387 amino acids.
AUGCCUCUCGACUUCCCGCCGAUAUUCCUCCUCCCCACACACCUGCAGCUGGACGACCUCCACCGCCUAGAGGCCAGCAUACCUUCUCUGACGUACGACAUACACGAGGCCCAGGUGGUCCUCGGCAACAUCUCGCGAACCCAGCGCGCCCGGUUUGAGCUGAGACGGCUCAAGGUUGAGACUGAACCGACAGAGGACCCAGGCCCAGGCGAUGAUGGCAAUGGCGAUGGCAAUGACGACGGCAACGGCAAAGGAGAGGCCACAGCUUCGGAACUGUCUCCCGAGGCAAGUGGCGCUGCUAGAGUAGCAGCACGUCAGGAGCACGAGGAGCCAAGUGCCAAGCGGCGCAGGCUGUCCGCGUCGGUCGGUAUGCAGGGCCAAGCGAGCCACAACGGCGGCGACAGAGCCCGGGACGAGAUCAUCUACGUACUUCGGCUUGCUUGGUUCGAAGAUAGUGUGAAACAAGGCCGUGUGCUGCCAAAGGAGAGUUACACAGUCUACCGAGGGCGCAAGCUUGCGUCUGUCGGGCGACACAAAACGGCGGCGGCGGCAAUGACAACGGGGAAAGGCCCGAGACAAUCAUCACCCGCGACUGCGGCCAGGGAUAUCCUCGAGCGAGCCGCUGGGGAUCAAGGAGCAGCAAGUGGAAGUCGGCCCUCUAGCAACAUGCAUCGCCCGCCGCCCCUCGUCCGCCAGACGACGUCCGAGCACGACGUCCCGCUGCCUCCGAUACCCGACUAUCUGCACACGACAUACUCGUGCCAGCGCCCGACCCCCCUGGACUCACCCAACGAGCUCUUUAUAGAGGAGCUGAAGAAGAUCCGAACCCUGCGCCUGCUCCAGGGUGAUCAGAUCGGUGUUCGCGCGUACUCGACAGCCAUUGCCACACUGGCCGCCUACCCCCACGAGCUCCAGGUCCCGCAAGAAAUCGAGAGGCUGCCCGGGUGCGGCGCUAAGUUCGCUGGGCUCUACGGGGAGUGGCGGCAGACCGGGCAAACCAAGGAAACGGCCAACGCCGCCUUGGACUCCAGACUGACGACCCUCAAGCUAUUCUAUGAUAUUUGGGGCGUGGGGGACACUACCGCCCUCGAAUUCUAUCGCAAAGGUUCGAGACGUGUGCAGGGAGGCAACGAAGGGGCCUGUCCAUAUACACACAAGCGCUGA